UGCAUUGUCCCUUCUCAGCCCAAGGGUCACCGAGCUGCCACCACCCAGCGCCGGCACAUGGGCCACCAGCGUCCCCCCGCCCGCCGCGGAUGACGGCAGCGUCCUGCAGCAGCUGUGCCACCCACGAGAGCUGUGCCACCCACGAGAGCUGUGCCACCUGCAGCAGCUGUGCCACCCACGAGAGCCACGCCCAGCCUGUCUUCAUGAGGGACAGCCCUGGAGCCCAGAGGGACACACGGUGCUCAGGAUGCUGAGUCUGGCCCAGUGCUGAGCGCAGCGAGCUGAGAGCUGCAGGGAGGUCUGCGAGGGCUCUGCCACACCGUCCCUGAGCCAUGGUCUAGGAAGCACCGGGACCAUGAAGGGCUUAGGAGACAACAGAAGCCGCCAUCUCUCCGAAAACCUGGACUCCCCUCAAGACUCUCUUUAUGCCCCCCAGGACAGGAACCCUUAUCUCCUCAGCCCCACCGACUCCUUCACCAUGGAUCCCCGAUUCCCGGCCCAGAACACCGUCCACGGCGACUGUCUCCUGCCGCUCAACAACCAGAUCUCCAACAGCAGCACCUUCCCCCGCAUCCAUUACAACUCCCACUUCGAGGUCCCGGAUGAAAACCCUUUUCCGAGCCAUGCCCAAGCCACAAAGAUCAACCGCCUGCCUGCCAACCUCCUCGACCAGUUUGAGAAGCAGCUGCCCAUCCACAGGGACGGCUUCAGCACGCUGCAGUUCCAGCGCAGCGACGCCAAGCACCGCAGCGAGAGCCCGGGCCGCAUCCGGCACCUGGUGCACUCCGUGCAGAAGCUCUUCGCCAAGUCCCAGUCCCUGGAGGGCCCCGCCAAGGGCAACGUGAACGGGAAGAAGGGGGCAGAUGACAACAAACAAAACCGGAGGAGCAAGAGCAAGGACCGGGCCAAGACCUCCGAGCCCAAGCGCAGGACCAGGUCCAACAUCUCGGGCUGGUGGAGCUCUGAUGACAACCUGGACAGCGACACCUGCAGCUACCGCAACCCCAUGGGGCUGAUGACGCUGGGCCGGCAGCCCGACCACAGCCAGCCAAAGUACUUCAUGCACGCCUACAACACCAUCAGCGAGCACAUGCUGAAAUCCUCCAAGAGCAAUAACGACCUUAAGGUCACCCCUUGCACCAAUAUCCCCAUCAACAACGACUCCAACUACAUCAAGCGGGGCUCCUGGUCCACGCUGACACUCAGCCAUGCCCGGGAGGUGUGCCAGAAGGCCUCCGCCACCAUCGACAAAGCCUUGCUCAAAUCCAAGUCCUGCCACCAGGACCUGGCCUACCACUACCUGCAGGACGCACCGGCAUGCCCGGCCAGCCCUGCCCUGCCCAGCUUCCCCGGAGCACUGGUGCCCCACGGGGAGUGGAACAGCACGCUGUCCCGGGACAAGGACAGCGAGAUCCCGUGCCGGCGCAUGCGCAGCGGGAGCUACAUCAAAGCCAUGGGGGAUGAUGACAGCGAGGACUCAGAAACCAGCCCCAAACCAUCCCCGAAAACUGCAGCUCGGAGGCAGAGUUACCUCAAGGCCACACAACAGUCCCUGAGUGAGCAGAGCACCACACAAAGGAGCCUGGACCGCCUGGACUCUGUCGAGAUCCUCCUACCUCCGAAGUUCCCCACCUGGGAGGAAGAAUACAACCAGAUCUCUGACAGUGCCAACGAGUCCAGCUGCAUCAACCAGAUCUUUGGACCCCCCUCACUUAUCCCUCAGAUAUUUACCCAUGGAGAGCAGGCACCCGAGCCGGAGCUGGGGGAGCAGUACGAGCCCGUCUGCGACUCCACCUACAGCGAGGCCGAGUCGGCGGCCGCGGAGGUGCUGGACCUGCCCCUGCCCAGCUAUUUCCGAUCCCGGAGCCACAGCUACCUCCGCGCCAUCCAGGCGGGCUGCUCCCAGGAGGACGACACGGGCUCCGUGCGCUCCAUCUCCCCGCCGCCCACGGGCAGCCUCAGCGGCAGCAGGACCCUGCCCACCAACAGCAGUUCAUCAUGCCUAGUGGCAUAUAAAAAGACUCCACCUCCCGUCCCACCUCGGACCACGUCCAAGCCCUUCAUCUCUGUCACUGUGCAGAGCAGCACUGAGUCAGCCCAGGACACCUACCUGGACAGCCAGGACCACAAGAGUGAGGUCACCAGCCAGUCGGGGCUCAGCAAUUCCUCAGACAGCUUGGACAGCACCAGGACACCCAGCGUCACCAGGGGCAGCGUCGUGACUGCAGCCAGAGACACUCCAGAGUUACCUCAGAAAAAUGCAACUUUGAAAAGUGACAAAGGGACUCUGACUAACGAAGAGCCUAAAGUGGAGAAUAUCCCCAAAAGAAAGCUAUCAUCUAUAGGAAUACAAGUUGACUGCCUUCAGCCAGUGGCAAAAGAGGAGCCUCCUCCACCAGCCACCAAAUUCCAGUCCAUCGGGGUACAGGUAGAGGACGAGUGGCGGAACAGCCACUCUCGCAGCAUGUCCUCCAAACAGGACACAGACUCUGACACGCAGGAGCCCAAUAACUCCAGCUGUAAAUCAUCUGAGAGAAGCCUCGCUGAGUGCCCCCAGCACAACAACUCCGUUGGUGUUGAUGCCUCCACCAGGCAACCAGCCAAGCCCUCACAGAUUAAGAGAAACCUCUCCUAUGGAGAAAACAACGACCCGGCCCUGGAGCCUUCCUCUCUCCCUCCUCCUGACCCCUGGCUCGAGAGCUCCUCCACGUCGCCGUCGGAGCCGGCGCAGGCGGGGCCCUGCCGGCGGGACGGCUUCUGGUUCCUGAAGCUGCUGCAGGCAGAGACCGAGCGCCUGGAGGGCUGGUGCCGCCAGAUGGACCAGGAGACCAAAGAGAACAAUCUCUCUGAGGAAGUCUUAGGAAAAGUCCUGAGUGCAGUGGGCAGUGCACAGUUACUAAUGUCACAGAAGUUCCAGCAAUUCCACGGCCUCUGUGAGCAAAACUUGAACCCUAAUGCCAAUCCCAGACCCACAGCCCAGGACUUGGCUGGAUUUUGGGAUCUCCUCCAGCUGUCCAUUGAAGACAUCAGCAUGAAGUUUGAUGAGCUGUACCACCUCAAAGCUAAUAGCUGGCAAUUGGCAGAGACACCGGAGAGAAAGUACGUCCCCGAGGCCCAGACCCGCCUCUGAGCCCAGCCACGGCCAGCCCGCGGCUUUUAUAAGUCAUUAAAUGGGAAAAAAAGGUUCUCUUGAAACUAGUGUGAUUUAUUCAGUCUAGAGACAAUGAGCCAUCCUUGAAAAGGGCUCCUGAGUUGGCUUUUUUCUCUCUCAGCUUUAAGUAAUGAAGAUUUUAACAAAAAAAAAAUACAAACAAAAAAAAAAAAAUUAAAAAAAAAGAAAAAAUGCCCCUCGUUUUCUCCCCAGCUGUGGUGUUGCUGAAUGGACUGGACAGACUCCUGGGAACUCCAGCCCCUCGACUUGGAACUUCAGUCUUUUUACUUGUUCUAUCUCAUGAGAAUUAUUAGCUUGUUUACAAGAAGAGGACAAGAAAACACGAAGCCUCGAGCACUUGCCGUGCUGUGUUCUUCCUCCUCCUCAGAUCUGUUCUGCCCUUCUCAUCCUUUAUUUUUCCCUCCUCCUUCUCCCGUUCCCCACCCUUUGCAUGGUUUCGGUUCCCAUGUCCGGACCCCCCUGUCCCCGCAGAAAGCACCUGUGGUGUGUGAUCCCUGCUGCCCUCUCCAGCCAGCUGGGCUUUGUGUUCCUGGGAUGGGGUGCUGGGCUGGGGGAGGACGGGCACAGGGGGCCCCAUCUUCAGCUUGUUGGAGGGAGAGGACGCCGGGGCUGUGGAAUGUGGGGUUGAAAUGCAGCCCAGAGCAAAAUGUGCAAUAAACCUGGCGCAGGGGACCCCGAGGGCCGGAACCCGCUCCGGAGCGGAGCUGAAGGAGCACAGAGCACGAGCACAGCACUAUGGUUUCCCUCCUCUUCCCCUUCCCACACCGUUGUCCUUGGCUGGCUGGUGGAGAGAGGAGCUGCUGCAGCGGGGGCUGUGGGGUCAGCGUGUCCAGGAGGAGACAGGAGGGUGUACAUAUGCACAUAUACACUUAGUAGUACCUGUAUAGUAAUUCCUACACACGGAUCCUGCCCACGCCACCGCGGGGGUGGGCAGAUGUAUAGCAUAUAUUUUUACAUGUACUAUAUCUAGAUGUGUGUCCAAGUGUGUGUAAAAAUAUAUACCCUGUGUGUAAGCAGAUGACUAUUUUUUCCUUAUCUCCCUGCUCUCUGGGUAGAGGAAGGAUUGCUAAAUAUUUUUUAGCCCAUUUUUUCUUCCCCUUUGUAGGUCUCCUUUCCGGUCUGGCUCCUCGGAGCCAGAGCUGCCACCCCCUGAUUCUUUGCCACCCUCUCACACAGAAGGUUUUUGUCCCAUCCUGAGGGAUCUUGCUGGGGAUUUUUUUUUUUUCCUCUUCACACGUUUGAACAAGUUGGGAGAUUGUGUGCUACUGUCAUGGGGGUGGAGGUGGAAUCCCAGUGGUUUCAGUGAGAGUGUUGGUGAUCCAGAAGGCAAAAAAUAAAUAAAAGUGAAAUCCUGAACGAU
This is a messenger RNA of Zonotrichia albicollis (white-throated sparrow), 4532 nucleotides long. The record is from RefSeq and is a predicted model, not a curated record. NCBI's taxonomy places the organism in Eukaryota, Metazoa, Chordata, Aves, Passeriformes, Passerellidae.